Messenger RNA from Volvox carteri f. nagariensis, 717 nucleotides. RefSeq lists its product as uncharacterized. NCBI's taxonomy places the organism in Eukaryota, Viridiplantae, Chlorophyta, Chlorophyceae, Chlamydomonadales, Volvocaceae. The transcript has 6 exons. The record is from RefSeq and is a predicted model, not a curated record. Bases 1 to 717 code for a protein of 238 amino acids.
AUGGCAGUUCAAAUUGCCCGGCAGCGUGCCGAAGCAGCCGCUGAGGCGGGCAACGCCAUCAUGGAGGAGGGUGGCGGCGGCGGUGCCGAUGGCGGCGGUGAAGAGUGCGUGAACGGGGUCGGCGACAGCGAAGCCACUGCCGCCGCCGCCGCCGAUGGUGCCGCCGUUGGCCCCUGCAGCGACCCGUCCGGCCGCGGCUGCAGCAGUGGUGUUGAUUCUAGCGGUGUUGGCGACAUGCAGGCUGAGCUGGGUCGUAUGGCCCAGGAGCUGCGGGCGAGUGUACGGGAUGUGGCCAUCAGGCUGGAAGCGGUCAUCGGCACCUGGCAGGGGCUCUCCGUGGCGGUGAAGACGCUGGUGUUCUCCGCGUCCGACGACAACAGGCGGAGGUCGUUGCAGGAGGCGGCGCUGUGUGCCAGCAUCAGCCACCCUAACGUGGUGGCGACGUACUCGAGUGAGCUCCAGCCGCUGGGCGCGCUGGGGACGGUGACGGGCCCCAAUUCCGCGACCUCCGGCGAGCGGGAGAAGGUUCCGGACGGCGGUAUGCCCCCUCCGCCGCCGCCGCCGCCGCGGGAGCGGGAGAGGGAGCGGGACCUCUCGCAGAUUCUGGAGUGGCGGCUGUACAUCAUUCAGGAGUAUGCUGACGGCGGGCCGCUGAGGAAGUUGUACGGCAAUAAGGCCCUGUGGCCGUCGCCUGGCGUGGUCAACUUGUUGACGUGA